Molecule: messenger RNA, 267 nt
Organism: Antrostomus carolinensis (chuck-will's-widow)
Lineage: Eukaryota; Metazoa; Chordata; Aves; Caprimulgiformes; Caprimulgidae
Product: vesicle-associated membrane protein 1
Exons: 3
Biological process (GO): vesicle-mediated transport
Cellular component (GO): membrane
Source: RefSeq, a predicted model, not a curated record
GUGGUUGACAUAAUUCGUGUAAAUGUAGACAAGGUGCUGGAACGAGACCAGAAACUGUUAGAGCUCGAUGACCAGGCAGAUGCACUUCAGGCCAGCGCUUCAGUAUUUGAAAGAAGCGCAGCAGAACUCAAAAGGAAGUACUGGUGGAAGAACUGCAAGAUGAUGAUCAUGAUGGGAGUGAUUUGUGCCAUUGUGGCGAUGGUGAUUGUAAAUGACUUGCUGUCUGAACACGGCCAUUUCAAUUAUUAUAAAGGAGAGCCUACAUGA